AUGACCAAAUUCAAGCCGUGCAUUGACCUACAUUCAGGUCAGGUCAAGCAGAUUGUGGGUGGUACCCUCAGCCAGGUAGCUGCAGACUUGAAGACCAAUUACGUAUCCACACUUCCGGCUAGCUACUAUGCCGGACUUUAUCAAAAGCAUGAUUUGCGCGGCGGACAUGUCGUGAAGCUUGGACCAGGCAAUGAAGAGGCCGCUCAGGAAGCAUUGAAGACAUGGCCGGGUGGGCUGCAAGUGGCUGGAGGCAUUACAGAUAAAAAUGCGCAAUACUGGAUCGACCAAGGCGCAGACAAGGUGAUCAUUACUUCAUUCCUCUUCCCAGAGGGCAAGUUCUCUCUUGAGCGGCUUCAGUCUGUACUCUCAGCCCUGGGUGGUGACAAGUCCAAGCUGGUUUUGGACUUGAGCUGCCGCAGGAAAGACGAUACCUGGUUUGUCGCGAUGGACCGCUGGCAAACCAUCACGGAGAUGGAGAUCAACCAGGAAUCUAUCUCUUUCCUUGAACCAUAUUGUGCUGAGUUCUUGAUUCACGCUGCAGAUGUAGAGGGCCUGCAACAAGGCGUCGACGAAGAACUGGUCUCGAGACUGGCUGAAUGGUGUACCAUCCCCGUGACUUAUGCAGGUGGUGCACGUCAUUUACAAGAUCUAGAAAAGGUUCACACAAGUAGCAAGGGAAGAGUGGAUUUGACGAUUGGCAGUGCACUAGACAUCUUUGGUGGCUCUGGGGUGACGUUUGAUGAGUGCAUUGAAUGGAACAAGACACAUUAA
This is a messenger RNA of Penicillium soppii, 771 nucleotides long. Its product is annotated as 1-(5-phosphoribosyl)-5- ((5-phosphoribosylamino)methylideneamino)imidazole-4-carboxamide isomerase HIS6. The transcript has 3 exons. Gene Ontology annotation, biological process: L-histidine biosynthetic process; L-tryptophan biosynthetic process. Gene Ontology annotation, cellular component: cytoplasm. Lineage: Eukaryota; Fungi; Ascomycota; Eurotiomycetes; Eurotiales; Aspergillaceae. Bases 1 to 771 code for a protein of 256 amino acids. Gene Ontology annotation, molecular function: 1-(5-phosphoribosyl)-5-[(5-phosphoribosylamino)methylideneamino]imidazole-4-carboxamide isomerase activity. The record is from RefSeq and is a predicted model, not a curated record.